GACGAGCGAUCGGCCACUUCCUGGCGUUUGGGGUGCGCCAGAUUAUGUGAGUAGAUACAUGUCUUGCGGCUAGGGACGGAGGAGGAGGAGGCAGCGGCGGCGGAGGUGCUAAGCGGAUCGCAGAACAGCCGAAGUAGUACCUACCGUGGCCCCAGUGCUGCAAAGGAAGUACUACGGAGUCGUAUGGAACGCCAACAACAGAUUCAAAAUUCUCGACAUGAUGAACGCCUACUUGAGGAACGCCUACUUGAGGAACGCCAGGCUCGUCUUGAUCAACGAGCACGUGCAGAGGCAGCACGUGUAGAGGCAGCACGUGUAGAAACAGAACAGAUAGAGGCAGCAUUUGCAGAAUCUGCACGUGAACAGCGGGAGCUAGAAGAGCGGGAGCGGGCCCUUCAGAGAUCGAGCAUCAUAUCGCACAACGAACCACCUCCAGACCUCGUGCAAUUAUCGUCCGACGCCAUUAAGAUGGACACUACGCCAGACCCCGGUUUUGGGGCCAUCGGUAUGCAUCCAGUCGACAAGAAAUUCGACGAGACGCGGUCCGAUAAGCUGCAGCCAGAGGAUGGCAUCCGAAGUCAGUCCGUUCACGACAAGAGAGCCGAGGGUGUGCCGGUCCACAACGAGUUCCACGACCCUGGCGAGUACGCCCCGCGGCAAGAUAGGGACGAUGACAGAGAGUGGCAAGUUGCAAAGGGUUAUAGGGAUAGGAAGAGAACGUCACAAUCGAAAUCCAGGGAGAAGUCCGGAGGGGGGGCGCAUCCGGGCAAAUCGCUCGAGAGGCCUAUUGAAAGACCAUCCGGGGGAAUCAUAAAUACUGCACUUGCCAAAAUACAUAGAAUGACUAUGAGCCCCGAGCAAGAGCGCGACGAUUGGAGGAGGAAAUAUGAGGAACUGGACCGAAAUUACGGCCAGAUGGAAGAUUAUUACAACCAACAGAAGGAUAAAGCCGACGACCUUAAAGCGAAACUCAGGUCAGAGAAAGAUCAUUCGCACCUGUUGCGGGAAGAGUGCGAUGUCAUCAGCGGUGUUAGAGACGAGUUCAAAAACAGGUGUCACCAUAACCAGCGAGCCUACGAAGACGCAGAAAGACGCGCACACAAUCUCCAGAAAGAUCUUUUCACGAAGACUGAUGAAUUCCUCAAAGAAAGGGAUCACUUGAAGACCCAGAUCGACGAGUUGUACACAUCUCACAUCAGAUCAGUAAACACCGUUGGCACGGGCCUGGAUCCCAUCUCGGAUGAUGCAAUUGGCAAGAGGUUCACAGAUCUGUCCGACGAGAUCUAUUUAUGGUGUCGACAAACUUUCAGGGGAAAGCCAGAUAUUAUGAAACUGGCUGAACUCGAUCCUUUCGUGCGUGAAAAGAUGUAUAGACUACUAGGAUCCAGGCUCCUCGACACAGACACAAUAAGCUACUCCCGCCUUAUUGAGACGAUUACUUGGGGAUAUAUCGAAUCGGCGAUUUUCUCCGUAUGGUUUCCUAGGAUGGUUCCUGAUUAUCUCGAGACUAUAGGCACCCUUCAGGAGUGGAUUACAGCCGGUGACAAAUCGCUCCACAAAGAGCGAAAGGAAUUUUGGCGGGCCUACACAUGUUCAUUGCUCUUCCAAAACAACACCGUUGCGGCGAGUCUCCAAGAUGUCGAUCACUUCAUGGAAGCUUUGUCGAGUCUCUACGGAUCCGUCCAGCGGGACAAGAUAGGCCUGUCCGAAUCAAAGGCCGGCGCGCUCCAGCAGCGUCUGCGGAAGGCAAUGGUGUUGGCCGCAGAGCUGAAGUGCCAGCGCGGUGCCUACGAGCUCGACGACAACAUCAUGAUUGGCGAUCCGUACGACGAGACUCGUAUGGACGAUGUCGGAUUCACCGAGGACACGUGUGAGACUCCCGUCGUCUCCUGUAUCUUGUCGAAGGGCUGGGUGCGCAGGCCGUUCGCUGGGGCGGAGAGAGUCGACUCGCGGGUUUACAAGGCGAGGGUUUUGGUCGAGGAGGCAAGGAAGUGAUGUGUGUGUGUGCGAGUGUGCAGUGGGAAGAGUGCUGGAUGAUGGUGGUUUUUUUUCUUCAUGAUUUGUUGGUUCUUGAUCACGCUGGAGGGUCUUUUGGUCUGCGGUAUCUAUAGUGGAUACAUGGUACUUAGUUGUCGGUGAGAUCAAGUCCUGUUGCAACUUACAACCUGUGUGCGUUCACUCCAGUACAUUAGGUACCUACAUUUGAGGCAGAGUAUAAUUGCAACCAGUCACACAAAUCAGACCAACCCCACCCUACCUGCUUCCAUACCUACCCCACACUUGGAUCAUUCGGCAUAGCCCACUCGCCAGCCUCGGCAUUUAGUGCAUGCAU
Tricharina praecox is the source of this 2332-nucleotide messenger RNA. RefSeq lists its product as uncharacterized. Bases 184 to 1995 code for a protein of 603 amino acids. The transcript is spliced from 3 exons. The record is from RefSeq and is a predicted model, not a curated record. Lineage: Eukaryota; Fungi; Ascomycota; Pezizomycetes; Pezizales; Pyronemataceae.